This is a messenger RNA of Lipotes vexillifer (Yangtze River dolphin), 534 nucleotides long. It is a transcript of the gene IL19, whose product is annotated as interleukin 19. The coding region runs from base 1 to 534 and encodes 177 amino acids. The transcript has 5 exons. NCBI's taxonomy places the organism in Eukaryota, Metazoa, Chordata, Mammalia, Artiodactyla, Lipotidae. The record is from RefSeq and is a predicted model, not a curated record.
AUGCAGGCACAGGGUGUUUCUCUCUGCCUCCUGGGUGUGAUGCUCUUUCUGUGCUCAGCGCAUGCCCGAGGUCUCAGGAGAUGUCUGAUCUCCAUGGACAUGCGCCGUAUAGAGGAGAGUUUCCAAGGGAUUAAAAACGCCAUUCAAGCUAAGGACACCUUCCAAAAUGUCACCAUCCUGUCCACAUCGGAGACCCUGCACAGCAUUAAGCCCUUAGAUGUGUGCUGCGUGACCAAGAACCUCCUGGCAUUUUACGUGGACAGGGUGUUCAAGGACCAUCAGGAGCUGAGCCCCCAAAUCUUGAGAAAAAUCAGCAGCAUUGCCAACUCUUUCCUCUACAUGCAGAAGACUCUACAGCGAUGUCAGGAGCAGAGGUUGUGUCACUGCAGGCAGGAGGCCACCAAUGCAACCAGAAUCAUCCAUGACAACUACGAUCAGUUGGAGGUCCGGUCUGCUGCCAUUAAGUCUCUGGGAGAGCUGGACGUCUUGCUAGCCUGGAUUGACAAGAAUCAUCAAGGAACUUCUGCUGCCUAA